CUUCUCCAGAGCGCACGUAUUGCACUGUCACUUGUGGUAUUGGUGCUUGGUGGUAUCUGCUUUGGUGGUGCCCAUCGGAUCUUUUGCGGCCUGUUGGCCUCCUGGAAUCUACAGCCGCAAGAUGGCCGCUAAAGAUAAGUUGAUGGAGUGUAGAGGCACGUUGAAAAAGUUCUUUAAUAAUGACAUCUUCGGUGCCGUAACAACGACCAAAGUCUGGCGAGAAUCUCAGCACUACCACCGAUUGGGAAUGACGAUAUCGCCAUCGCCGCAGCUGACCCCGUUGCUGCACGUCCGCGACGAGGAGACCAUGUACUUCUUGUAUGCGCUCAGGCGCACCAUCGCUAUCUACAAGCACAACACCACCUUCGUCAAGGAGGCUAAAGAGUUGUUCAGAUAUGUGUGUAACCAGGACCGGUCGCUGCCGCUGAUGUCCGACGCGGCAGCGAACCGGGAGUUGAACAACGCAUAAUGCGAGCUUAAGCAGGCCGCGAGGUACCUGCUUUCAGUCAAAGAUUUUGCCGGCUUCUUACAUGCCGCCAUUAAAGUAAAUAAUUGUUACGACGCUUAUAAGAAAUGCUAUAAAAUAAUGCACCAAAAAACGUGGAAUAACCGAGCGUGUCAACAACGCUACAUCGACAGGAUGUCUAUGAACUUAAUCAUUUUCCAAAAGCUGACCAACAUGAUGCCGCUGUGUAUGCAGAAUUUCAUUGAUACCUUGAGCUUCAAUGAAGCCAACGGCAUACCUCCCGAAGACUGCAUAAUGCUGGGCAUGCCGCGGCUGCGCGAGAUCCGGGAGCGCGCCCUCAUGGCGGCCGGCACGUACCGCAACGCUCGCGACCAGCCGCAGGCCAUCAACGACCUGCCGCGCUAUUGCUACUGGGAGAUCAUGUGGGCCAACGCGUCAGCGCAGCAGUUCCUCGCCACCAUGUCAGCUCCGAGGUCACGUCCGCUGCUGCCCUCUACGUACAUCCGGAACGUGCCCUACUACGAGAUACAAAAGUGUCAGCUGAUGGUCACCAAGAUCGAGCUGUUCAGCUUGUGGCUCAUCGUCUGCUCCCUGUCCAGGGAGACCCAAUCCCUCAAGUUUCUACUCCGGUUGAUAAGAGAAGAAAUGUCUAAGAUCAGAAAUGAGACAAAAGUAAGGCGCCGCAGACAUGAGGAAAAUGGUCUCUCCACACUGUGCUUGCUGAAAGGGCACUGCUUCGCCUCUCUCAACUUGCCGGAGGAAGCUAUCAAAUGCUUCAAGAGGGUGGCCGGUCUCAAAACCAAGCGAAGCAUGGACAAAUACUUGAUUUCGUACGCCAUGAUCGAGUCUGCUAUGUGUCAUUACAACAUCGGCAUGGUGGACGUCAGCCAUCACUUGUUGAAUGUUGCAAGGACGACGUACAGCAACGGGACCCCUGAGUUCCGCGCCCUCGGCCACGCCUACAGCAAGGCGAUGGUCGUACGCCUAAACGAAUCGGAAUAAAAAUGAAAUCAAACAAGAUUUCUCAUCGGAUUUGACGAAUCGAUACUUUCUUAAAAGGUGUUUAUCUGAUAUCUUUUAAGAUAGUUACGAUAUUAUAUCAUACGUAUGUAAAAUACGUAUAAACAAGGAAGUGACUUAUCUAACGCAUUAUUUUAUAGCAUUCAAAGACUCGAGUGAAAAGGACACAUUUGUAGUUAUAAGUACGUGUCUAUUGUGCUAAAAAACAAAAAAAACUAUAAAAUCGAAAAAUACAAAAAAAGUAUAAAAUCAAAAAAUACAAAAAAACGUAUAAAAUCGAAAAUACAAAAAAAAGUAGUAUAGUAUAGGUAAGGUACAGGUCUGCAACAAAUAUAUUUGAAUGUAUAAAUAUUCAGAUAUGUUUAUUGCAAACUUUACAUCCAUAGAUUAAAAUAGAUUAUCAAAAAAACGAAAAAAACACAAAAAAAAUUAUGUUUGUAUUAUUUUUUUGCGCACUUAGUUAAUAGGAGAUAGGCACAAAACUUGAAAGAUUUUAAACAAGUAAUGGCAAACAAGGUUCCAAGAUGACAACUAUAUGAAAUUGACUUAAACAUAAGUACUUAGAUGUAAGUCGCUUGUCCGCUUGUUGUAUUGUAUUGUAUUGUAAGAAAUAUUACAUUAAGAUCAUUAUAGCCAUUAAUGUUAUAUUAUAUAUUAUUAUAUGAAAUAUAAUAUUUAAGGUUAUCCCAAAUGUAUGACGUGCUAUCACAGCAAACUUAAGCACGAGCGUAUUACACCAGCGCGAAAUUAAAAAAAAAUUAAAAAAUGUAUCCUAAGUUUCUUCAGCACACAUCAGCGAACUUCACAGUGAAAUAUAUUUCAAAAAAUGUAUUUUUCAAUGUCCGGAAUGUAUAUUUCAUGGUAUAUUUGCUGUAAUUUCAAAAAAAAGUAUUAUACCUCCCUCGAAGGUGGAUCGAAACAAAUUUAAAACGUCACCUAAGGUCAGCGGCCAGCGGCCUUUCAUAAUAUACAAGACGGAUGUGUGUUUCCGCGGCACCACCAACAGUAACAAAAUAUGUUUUUCUAUUCUGAUUCACAUUUACGUCACAUUUUGUAGGUACGAGUAAACAAAAACAGUGUUCUCGUAAAUGACACCGUAAUUACAAUAAUAUGUAUAUGAAGCUCGCUGGUAUCUGCAAAUGUUAUUAAACUUUAUUACAUUAUUUUUUUUGUUAUAUGUAACAUGU
Messenger RNA from Papilio polytes (common Mormon), 2673 nucleotides. RefSeq lists its product as uncharacterized. NCBI's taxonomy places the organism in Eukaryota, Metazoa, Arthropoda, Insecta, Lepidoptera, Papilionidae. The transcript has 10 exons. Gene Ontology annotation, molecular function: protein binding. The record is from RefSeq and is a predicted model, not a curated record. The coding region runs from base 587 to 1468 and encodes 293 amino acids.